AUGACUUCAGGAGAUAACUUUGACAAGACUAAAGGAGUCAAAUCAGUCCGGAAACACAAGAUCAAAGGACUUUACUUAUUUGAAAGAUGUUCUGGGGGAAUACUUAAUCUUAAGUUCGAUUCGGAAGUAUUAGAGUCAUUUUACUACAAAUGUACGUACCCAAGUUCUCGUGGGAGAUUCCGUUUUGGCGCUGUAUUGACAGCUUUUCUGUCAGUCGCUUGGUUGGUGUAUUUUUCAGUUCUGCAACAUCCUAGUUGUUUAAUAUACAGGAUCGGAUUCAGUCUUAGUGUUGUGAUCUCAGUUACUUAUUUCUUAACGAGCUUCUUCGACAAACUUUUCAGAUCCCGAGCUAUACUAAUCAGUGUUAGUCACGCAUGGAUCUCAUGCUUGCUUGGCUUGCUUGCAUUUACUCCAUCAGAACCUGGUGCUACUUUGGCUUUUAAUCUCAGUUUAAUUCUUCAGCUCAUAUUGAUCACAUAUACCAUGGCUCCUUUGCGCUUAUGGCAGCUGUUGGCAAUAUGCGGACCCGUCAGUGUCUUGCAAAUAGUUUUAGCAAGUGUGAGGUAUGGCCGGGUCCCAGGCUGGUUUAUACUGUUGUUUUUCGUCGGUCAUUUCUCCGUUCAUUUGAUUGGAAUUAAUCUUCAUUUGAUGUCUCAAGUUUGGCGCCGAUCAACAUUUUUACGCAUGGGUUAUAAUGCUUUAAUGCGAAAAGCAUUAAAGAAGGAACAAGAAAUACGUGAUGAUAUGAUUCGUUCAUUAAUGCCUAAUCAAGUUGCACAAGAAGUAAUGCGUGAAGUGGGAAAUGAAAGUUCUGUUGAAUAUGACACUAAUGAUGAUGAUGAUGAUGAUGAUGAUGAUGAUGAUAGGCGUUCAAACUACAAGAAUAAAAAUAAGCAUAAAAGGAAUGACUCUAAACAAAGUCAUCAUAGAAAAUUGAAAGAUAAAAAAUUACACAACGAAGCGAAUAAUAUCAAUUUAGGUGAAAGUUUUAAAACUAGUGGACUCAGUUAUGCUGCUGAUGAGGUAGAUAGUGAAGAUGAAGAUGAAACACAAACUCCAAAGAAAGCAAGUGUUGGGAGUAACUGUGAUCAGCAGCCUAUACGACAAGAUGACUUAGAAAUGGGUUCCGGCAUUCGUGAUGCUGGCGGUCCUUGUAGUCAAAAAUGUAGCUUAAUGCCUAAAGCAGCUGUUGUACCUCCAUCACGAGCUGUCGCAUUUCGAAAGUUUCAUGUGAAUCAAUUAGAAAAUGUCAGUGUAUUAUUUGCUGAUAUUGUUGGUUUUACUAAAAUGAGCUCGAAUAAAUCUGCAUCACAUCUUGUCUACCUAUUAAAUGAUCUUUUUGGGAGAUUUGAUCGUUUAUGCGAACUUGUUGGUUGUGAGAAAAUCGCCACUCUUGGUGAUUGUUAUUAUUGCGUCUCUGGUUGUCCGAAUCCAACUGAAGAUCAUGCUGAGCGAACAGUGGAAAUGGGUAGAGCAAUGUGUUUAGCUAUACAACAGUUUGAUGAAGAUCAUUCAGAGGAAGUGAAUAUGCGUGUCGGUGUACACACUGGUAAAGUGAUCUGUGGAAUUGUCGGAACAAGACGUUUUAAAUUCGAUGUUUGGUCAAAUGAUGUUACAUUAGCUAAUGAAAUGGAGUCUAGUGGGGAAGCGGGAAAAGUGCACAUUUCUGAGGCUACUUUAAGUUUUGUAAGAGAUAUUUAUGAAGUUUCUGAAGGAAAACCUGUUCAUGAUAUUCGAAAAUUCAAAGUGUUAGUUGAAUUUUUUAAUAAAGAAGAACAAUGUUUCGCCAUUAAACAUACUCAAGAUGAAGCUAUGAUCAAAACAUAUUUUAUUGAAAAACGUUUGGAUGAUAAGCCAGUUGUCAGUUUGCCACCAGUAAGUUAA
This is a messenger RNA of Schistosoma spindalis, 1884 nucleotides long. The record is from the annotation of a GenBank genome assembly. NCBI's taxonomy places the organism in Eukaryota, Metazoa, Platyhelminthes, Trematoda, Strigeidida, Schistosomatidae.